AUGGAACACAUCAAUGUGAGUUCUGAUGGUUACUUUGUUCUCUUGGGAUUUUCUAAGUGGCCUCAUCUGGAAGUAGCUCUCUUCGUGGUCAUCUUGUUGUUCUACUUGAUGACAUUGAUCGGAAACCUGUUCAUCAUUACCUUGUCCUAUUUGGACUCCCAUCUCCACACUCCCAUGUACUUCUUCCUCUCAAACCUCUCUUUCCUGGAUCUCUGCUACACCACCAGCUCUGUUCCUCAGCUGCUGGUUAACCUCUCAGGCCCAGAGAAGAGCAUCUCUCAUGCGGGUUGCAUGACUCAAGUUUACUUUUUCCUUGCACUGGGAUCCACUGAGUGUAUGCUGCUGGUGGUGAUGUCCUAUGACCGCUAUGCAGCUGUAUGCCGACCCCUGCACUACAACGUCAUCAUGAACCCUCGUUUUUGCCAGUUGUUGGCUACGGCUUCUUGGCUAAGUGGCCUGAUCAACUCCGCACUUCAUUCUUCCUUCACCUUCCUGCUUCCCCUGUGUGGGCAUCAAGUGGACCACUUCUUCUGUGAAAUCCCAGCACUGCUGCGCCUGUCGUGUACUGACACUCGUGCGAAUGAGCUGACUCUCAAAGUCAUGACCUCUGUUUUUGUGGCGGUCCCUCUCCUUCUCAUCCUCAGCUCCUACGGUGCCAUUGCCCGGGCCGUGCUGAGAAUGCAGUCCACCAGCGGCCUUCAGAAAGUCUUUGGGACAUGUGGAUCCCAUAUUGUCGUUGUGUCCCUCUUCUUCAUCCCAGCCAUGUGUAUCUAUUUCCAGCCAUCCUCAGAAAAGAUUCGGGAUCAAGAUAAGUUCAUUGCCCUCUUUUACACGGUCAUCACACCCAGCCUCAACCCUCUCAUCUAUAGCCUCAGAAACAAAGAUGUAAGGGGGGCAGUGAAGAGACUGAUGGGCUGGGAGUAA
Messenger RNA from Sorex fumeus (smoky shrew), 924 nucleotides. RefSeq names its product olfactory receptor 2J3-like. Lineage: Eukaryota; Metazoa; Chordata; Mammalia; Eulipotyphla; Soricidae. Gene Ontology annotation, molecular function: G protein-coupled receptor activity; olfactory receptor activity. Gene Ontology annotation, biological process: G protein-coupled receptor signaling pathway. Gene Ontology annotation, cellular component: membrane. The record is from RefSeq and is a predicted model, not a curated record. Bases 1 to 924 code for a protein of 307 amino acids. The transcript has a single exon.